Messenger RNA from Aspergillus puulaauensis, 450 nucleotides. Its product is annotated as acyl-CoA thioesterase. The transcript has a single exon. NCBI's taxonomy places the organism in Eukaryota, Fungi, Ascomycota, Eurotiomycetes, Eurotiales, Aspergillaceae. The coding region runs from base 1 to 450 and encodes 149 amino acids. Gene Ontology annotation, cellular component: mitochondrion. The record is from RefSeq and is a predicted model, not a curated record. Gene Ontology annotation, molecular function: fatty acyl-CoA hydrolase activity.
AUGUACGCACACCUAAAUAACACUAUCUACGCGCAACUCUUCGACUCCAUAAUCAACAACUACCUAAUCAGCGACUGCGGAAUGGAUCCUUUCUCAUACGGCUCUGAUUCUUCUGCCUCAUCGUCUUCUUCCACAACGACAGGGGACAAACCAAACCCUAACCCCUCCGGCCAAGUCGCCAUCAUGGUGAACUCUUACUGCGACUACUUUGCGUCCGUUUCAUACCCCGAUAUCCUGGACCUCGGACUACGGGUGAACAAGCUGGGGUCGACAAGUGUGACGUAUGAAGUUGGGGUGUUUAAGCAAGGCGAGGACGAUGUGAAGGUUGUUGGUGGGUAUACGCAUGUUUGGUGUGAGAGGGGAGUUAUGAGGCCCGCUAAGGGAGGAAUGGAGAGUGGGAUUAGGGAGGCAUUAGGGAGGUUGAUGUUCAAGGAGGAGAGUAAGAUUUAG